This is a messenger RNA of Drosophila novamexicana, 1343 nucleotides long. Its product is annotated as fibrinogen- and Ig-binding protein. The transcript has a single exon. The record is from RefSeq and is a predicted model, not a curated record. The coding region runs from base 61 to 1107 and encodes 348 amino acids. Lineage: Eukaryota; Metazoa; Arthropoda; Insecta; Diptera; Drosophilidae. Gene Ontology annotation, cellular component: mitochondrion.
GAUAGUUUUCUUAACUAAUAUAGAUUGGGGAAAAUACUAAAUAUUUUCCUAUAUGACAAGAUGUUACGGCUUAUUCGACCAAUGCUUUUGCUACGCUUUCGGAGCGACAUGUCCUCAAAGGACAAAUCGAAGAAAAGCUCAAAAUCAAGCAGCAAGCCCUCAAAUACACCGCGUCCGCCCAAGGAUCCGCCCGAUGAGGGCUAUGCGCCCGAAAGUGUGAAUCAUGAAGACAUUGAGGUGUCCGAUUUUGUAAAUCCAGAAGCCUUUCGGCAAUUCAGCCAUCCGGAAGAAAAGCUUGGUCCUGGAGCUGGCAAGAACAAGGAAUACAAGAAUACCCAAUACUUUGGCUAUCAUCGCUUCAGCUUUGUGGUACUGCAGAAUCAGUCGCUGGAGGUGCGAGACGAGCGUCGCGUCGGUGGCGGCGUCCAGGUGAUAACGGAGGCCGAUGAACAAGAAGACAGCUCUGAUGACAGCUUGGAGUCAAUUAAGCAGCGAGAGGCUGAGUGCGACGAACAGCUCGCUGCUCAGGCAAAGGAUAUUGAGAAUGUCAAGCUAAAAGCCUGGUGUGAUUCCAUAGAGAAGAAGCAGAGGGAGUUGGCCGAGUUACAGAUGUCCAACAAGUCGGGCGAGAACAAGAAUCUGAACCUGACAUCAGACAACAAAUCAAAAUUAACUCAAGAUAAUACGUCGAAUGAAAAACAGAAAGAAGAAGAUCACAUCAAAACGACAAUUGACCAAAAAAUAGCCGAAAUCUUAACCGACUGUGAAGGUAAACUAGGCAAGGAUAAAGGUGAACCAACGGGGCAAGAAAACAAGGCAUCAGUCGACUGCAAGGAACUGAUCAAAGCAGCAGUGGAUAAAGCCGCGCUGCCAGCGAAAGCGAAAGGGCAAGCUGAGGCCGGAGAGGGGCAAGAGCCCGGCCAGGAGGCAGACAAAACAGAAGAUGCCAAAUCGGCAGAAGAGUUGGCCAAACUCAAAGCAACUAUAGAGAAAUGUGAGCAGUUUAACAAGGAGUUAAAUAUGACGGAAAAAGGUGAAAAACCAGAGGAAAAGCAAACUGACAACAAUUUAGCGAAGUGUAAAACGGAUAAAGAUGAGACAAAGUAAACACAACGAAAACCUUAGCCAAAUACCUUAGCGAAGACAUAAACAGACAGCACGUACACACACCGCAGCGUGCUCGCCAACUGGGUGUCAGUCUUUGAUGUGCAUUCUUAGCGGCGACAGAAACCGACCAAACAGUAACUCCCAAACUGUCACUCAAAUAAAUAUCGUAUUACUGUUUGGCCUCUGUUUUUUUUUGUUCUGCCUUUUCAGUUUCUUUGAAAUCGAAAUUUGAAUUG